UUUGUUUAGCCUAAAACAACGAAAUGUAGGCUACUGUAGACCAAUUGCUACUUUUAUGAUGGGAUAUUCGGAUUCCGGCUUCAAUUUCAAUAGCUCUGGAACGAAACGUCAAAUAAUUUAACAAAUCAAUGACACAGUUCAGUGGCAACACUUGCUGUAGAAUCUUACUGUCCCAAACUACAGAAUAGAUUUACAUUUGCGGUUCGCAUGCAACGUAAAUUGUGAAGCUGAUCCUGGCACCGCUAUUUGCAAAAUGAUAUUCAGCAUUGAAGCGAGACGUAUACGAUUUCUAUUAGUGGAAUCUCGCUAGAAUUGUAGGCGAUUAAAGGUUUUCGGCAAGCUCCAUUUGAUAGACCAUAUUUGUGAACACGGUAAAACGUCAUUUCAGGAGGUUGCACUGACAGUUUGCCUACUCUUGCCAAGCUAGUUUAACUAGCUAGGUAGCUAACAAAUUUAUUUUAGAGGUGAAAUGCUGAAUUCUGUGCAAUGAACAUAACACGGCCGUGGACGUUUUGAUUAGCUAAUCGCGACUAUUUUAAAUAAGAUGCGUGUUUAUAGGCUAUGCUACAUACAAGGAUUUAAAUGGAAAGAUUAAUCGCUGAAUUUGUGUUUCGCAUUUGUUGCAACACAUUGUGCCUCUAAUUUGUGGUGUUGAAUGCCGUUGCUUUGCGCUGUAAAUUCUGCCGCAGGUAUAGGCUAAUCUACUAGUGAAUUACGUGUUUUCAGUUGUAGAAAUGAUCAUCGCACAUCAAACUUUAAGGUGCGGCAAGUCAGCAGCAUGUCGUGUCCUUAAUUUUCAUUCAAUGAGAGCAUUCCGUCUUUCAACCACACCCCAUGAAAUGGCGUCUUUCAGGCAUACAUAUUCCAAGAGAAUAGAGGGACUGGAUAAGAAUGUUUGGGUGGCUUUUACCUCUGUGGCAGCAGACCCUUCCAUUGUCAAUCUGGGCCAAGGAUACCCAGAUAUCCCUCCUCCAGCAUACAUCAAGGAAGGCUUGGUAGAGGCUGCAAGAGUGGACAGGCUGAACCAGUACACAAGAGGAUUUGGGCAUCCAUCUCUAGUCAAGGCUCUGUCACAAGUGUAUGGGAAAGUAUAUGACAGAUGCAUCGACCCAUUCAAAGAGAUUUUGGUAACGGUAGGAGCAUAUGGUUCUCUAUUCAGUACCAUGCAAGGCCUGGUAGAAGCAGGUGAUGAGGUUAUAAUUAUUGAGCCUUUCUAUGAUUGCUAUGUACCCAUGGUCCGAAUGGCAGGAGCUAAGCCCGUUUUAAUUCCCUUAAGGCCUAAGUCUGAAAACAAGGCAAGCCUCACAAGUGCUGACUGGGUUCUGGAUCCAGAUGAGCUAGCGAGUAAAUUUAACUCAAAAACCAAGGCCAUAAUUAUCAACACGCCCAACAAUCCUGUUGGGAAGGUUUUCACCAGAGAGGAGCUGCAGGUGAUUGCUGACUUGUGCACGAAGUACGACACACUCUGCUUCAGUGAUGAGGUUUACGAAUGGAUUGUAUACAAAGGCCACGAGCACGUCAAAAUAGCUACUUUCCCUGGUAUGUGGGAGAGAACCAUCACUAUAGGCAGUGCUGGGAAGACCUUCAGUGUGACUGGAUGGAAGCUUGGCUGGUCCAUUGGCCCUGAACACUUGGUCAAACAUCUUCAGACAGUAAUGCAAAAUACAUUGUAUACCUGUCCUACCCCUUUACAGGAGGCUGUAGCUCAAGGAUUCCUCCGGGAAUAUAGCCUAAUGGGCAGCAAGGACUGCUACCUCUCCUCACUGGCUGUGGAGCUGGAGGAGAAGAGGGACCGGUUGGCCACCAUCCUCCAGUCUGCCGGCAUGUCCCCUGUCAUUCCCGAGGGAGGCUACUUCAUAAUCACAGACGUGACCGCUCUCAACGCAGACCUGUCACAAAUGGGAGAUGAUGAUGCGUAUGACUACAAGUUUGUGAAAUGGAUGAUCAAGGAAAAGAAACUAGCAGCUAUUCCAGUGUCAGCAUUCUGCGGGGAUGAUUCAAAGAAGGAAUUUGAGAAGUACAUCCGGUUUUGCUUCAUAAAGCCAUUUGGCAGCAAAAUAGGAAUGCACACACGGAGAAGCACCUCAUACCUACUGUCAAAUAUGGAGCAAGACAGCACUUUGGAUGCAGCAGAGGUCAUACUGCGUAACUGGAACAAAGACUCCUAAAGCGGUAAUAAGUGCAACACUGUCCCUGCUUCCAAGGUUGCAUCUGCUUAGUAGGGACAUUGAGCAUAUUCUCUGAUGCGUGUUGCAGUGUGUAGUGCAAAAAAGAAGCUACUGUAGGUUUAUAAUUUCAGUAUGAAGACUGUUACUAUAUUCAAUGGGCUUAUGCCCUUUCUUUGAUUUGUGGCACCCUUGUGUGGCAUCAAGCAAUAACUUGAAUAAAAAAAUGUAUGAAAAGUGAAAUAAUGUGUGCUCAAAAAAUAAAAUGGCAAAUGCUUUAAAAAUCCA
This is a messenger RNA of Conger conger (European conger), 2453 nucleotides long. Its product is annotated as kynurenine--oxoglutarate transaminase 3-like. Bases 735 to 2168 code for a protein of 477 amino acids. Gene Ontology annotation, cellular component: mitochondrion; cytoplasm. NCBI's taxonomy places the organism in Eukaryota, Metazoa, Chordata, Actinopteri, Anguilliformes, Congridae. The record is from RefSeq and is a predicted model, not a curated record. Gene Ontology annotation, biological process: biosynthetic process. The transcript has 14 exons. Gene Ontology annotation, molecular function: L-kynurenine:2-oxoglutarate transaminase activity; pyridoxal phosphate binding.